GGUCCAAAAGCCCCCAACUCAUUUCUUCGGCGAAGCCGGAACAGAAAGCGAGCAUCCCCAAACAGAGCAGACUCUUUUUCCCUCUCUCUCUAACCCUUUCUCUCUCAUAUAUCGCAUCGCACCGUCGGAGAGAAGAAGAAAAACAGGGAAAAGAUAGACUCGAUGGCGAGCCUCUGGCGCGCCGCGACCGGUUCGACCGGCCCCAAACCGGACGACCCGAGCGCGAGCAUCGAGUUCUGGACGAGCCCGGAGCGGACCGGGUGGCUGACGAAGCAGGGCGAGUACAUAAAGACAUGGAGACGCCGCUGGUUCGUCCUCAAGCAAGGCCAUCUCUUCUGGUUCAAGGAAUCUCACGUGACUCGCUCUUCCAAGUCACGUGGCAUCAUCCCCGUCCGCACGUGCCUCACUGUCAAGGGCGCCGAGGACGUCCUCAACAAGCAGUUCGCCUUCGAGCUCUCCACCAACAGAGAAACCAUGUACUUCAUUGCCGAUUCCGAGAAGGAGAAGGAGGAGUGGAUCAACUCCAUCGGCCGCUCCAUCGUCCAGCACUCCCGCUCUGUUACCGACGCUGAGGUUGUUGAUUACUGACCGUCCGAUCUGAUCUGAUGAUCAGGUCGGCUGAUCAGCCCUAAUACAUCUGUAUAUUAGGUGCGCUCCACCUCUCUUAUGUUGAGUUUCUACGAUUGUGGUUUUUUUUCUUGGUUUAUGCAUAAAUUGGGAUCUGGCAGGAGGACGUGUCGGUAAUUUCCUGAUUUGGAUGUAUAGAACUCUGUUUUCUGUGGAUUGCGUGCGGUUAUGAUCUUUUCUGUCAAUGCAUUUCCUUUGAUGUC
This is a messenger RNA of Magnolia sinica, 830 nucleotides long. Its product is annotated as pleckstrin homology domain-containing protein 1-like. The transcript has a single exon. Lineage: Eukaryota; Viridiplantae; Streptophyta; Magnoliopsida; Magnoliales; Magnoliaceae. The record is from RefSeq and is a predicted model, not a curated record. The coding region runs from base 163 to 588 and encodes 141 amino acids.